Molecule: messenger RNA, 1623 nt
Organism: Trematomus bernacchii (emerald rockcod)
Lineage: Eukaryota; Metazoa; Chordata; Actinopteri; Perciformes; Nototheniidae
Product: inactive phospholipid phosphatase 7-like
Exons: 4
Coding region: 85-744 (219 amino acids)
Cellular component (GO): nuclear envelope
Molecular function (GO): sphingosine-1-phosphate phosphatase activity
Source: RefSeq, a predicted model, not a curated record
CAUCAGGAGGAUGGGGGGGCCAGACCCUCAGAAGGAGCUCCUAAUGGGGGGGUGAAGGAGGAGCGAUUGCCCGAGCAGGACUGCAUGCAGCUCAAUCCGUCUCUACGAGGCAUCGCCAUCAACUCUCUGCUGGCAAUCGACAUCAGCCUGUCCAAGCGCCUGUCUGUCUGCGUGGGGAGACAGACAGGUGGCAAACAGACAGGUGGGAACCCUCUGAGCUCCAUGGUGAGGCUGCUGGCUCUCAGCGGGCACUUCCUGCCGUGGAUCCUCAUCUCAGUGAUCAGCCUCUGGAGCAGCAACACAGCAGCUGGACAGGAAGUGAUGAUCAACCUGCUGAUGGCUCUGGUCCUGGAUCUGAUGACGGUUGCCGGGUUACAGAAGUUAUUUAAACGUCGAGGACCCUGGGAUCUCCCUCCAGGGUUUCUGGACUACAUCGCCAUGGAUACGUAUUCUUUCCCAGCAGCCCACGCCAGCAGAGCCAUUCUCGUGUCCAAAUUCCUGCUGAAUCACCUGGUGCUGGCUGUGCCCCUCAGGAUCCUGCUCUACCUGUGGGCUCUUCUGGUGGGUGUGUCCCGGGUGCUUCUGGGUAAACACCACCUGUCUGAUGUGGGCUGUGGCUUCGCUCUGGGCUUCCUGCACUUCAGCCUGGUGGAGUCAGUGUGGCUGGACGCCUCCACCUGCCAGACCCUCCUCUCCAUCAGCACCAUGAGCUGGACCGGACCCUCCUCUCCAUCAGCACCAUGAGCUGGACCUGACCCUCAUCUCCAUCAGCACCAUGAGCUGGACCAGCCCAGUUGAGAUGUAACCACUUCUGCAUUAAUGUAGCUCUGCAUCAUGGACGUAUGAACAGAACCAUGUCAACAACUCUAUAGCCGUCUGAGGCAGAAUGUUUAAUAUCCUCUGAGACGGAGAGUAAGAACAUUUACUAAUGAACAUCUGUACAAAACAUGACAAACAAACAGCCAUCAGGCUGCAUACUGCUUCAACUCAAAUCAAAUCAAGUUUUAUUUAUAUAGCACAUUUUUAAACGAUUUUUGGUCGAGCCAGUGCUGUACAUAUAAUAAAAAUACCCUACAGUAAAGACUUUUGAUGUGGAAGUGGGCGUGGUUACAUCUGACCUGGGUUGGAACGGCAGACGCCUGGUCCCGUGUGUUUACUCCGUGACGCUUCCUGUUAACACCGUCACGCUUCCUGUUAACACCGUCACGCUUCCUGUUUACCUUCGUCACGCUUCCUGUUUACACCGUCACGCUUCCUGUUAACACGGUCACGCUUCCUGUUAACACGGUCACGCUUCCUGUUUACCUCCGUCACGCUUCCUGUUUACCUCCGUCACGCUUCCUGUUAACACCGUCACGCUUCCUGUUGACACCGUCACGCUUCCUGUUUACCUUCGUCACGCUUCCUGUUAACACGGUCACGCUUCCUGUUAACACCGUCACGCUUCCUGUUGACACCGUCACGCUUCCUGUUUACCUCCAUACUCAAGCUCAAGCCCAAGAACAUCUGUUAGUCAGUGACUCUUGUUUGAUCUGAUUUGAAGGUCUAUCAAAACUAACCAGCUCUAACUAACUCUAACUUAUCUAAAUAAAUCGGGGGUAACCGAUGAGGGUUUUGGUUGUG